AAAACGGUGGUCGUUGUCCGUUUGAUUCCACACGCGUCGCCACACCCGGAUUCCAAAUACAAAUUCCAUUCUGAUUUCCUACAAAACAUUUCGAUUCCGUCCAAUAAUAAUCUCACUCCCCCUUUUCUCACAUUCUCACAAUCCUCUGUGUGUUGUUUUUUUUGUCACAUUCGAGAAUCCUAUGAAGGAAUUCGGUCGAUCGGAGCUUUUCUUUUCAGUAGAGUGAGUUCAUCGCGUGUUUCCUUCUGAUCGUACUGAUGAAUCAGGUUGAAGAAGAAUCUUUAUAUCAUUCUUUAGAGGAAGAAGCAAUCGAUGUUGAUUGUCUACUUGUGGAACCUCGUUCUGACCAAGUUUCAGUAAGUAGUGUUUGGUGUUUUGAAGAAGAUAACAUUGGGAAAUGCAUAAAAACUGAAGAUGCUUCUUACAAUUUAGGUGGCUCGGAUUCAAAUAUAAACAUGGAAUGUGUAGAUACAACAAAGCUUAAUGCACUUGAUGUUUUACCACAUGAAGUUGGAGUAGAAAAUCUCCUAACAUCAAACGGAAUCUCUCCUUGUGAUGAUUAUCUCAUAGAUAUCGGAUACGUUGACCAUGGUGCUUGUAUAGACUAUGUUUCCAAUGAACCUUUGCAUGUAGGAAACUCUAGCUCGGAAUCGCCGUUUCCAAUGUUCCGCAACAAGGGCAAUUUCGGAAUACAAAAUUCAUUGACGGAUUCCAUUCCGGAGUCCGAAUGCCAGAAUUACUUCCUUGGCAACAUUUUUGGAACCGAGUCAAAAACCGUAGAUAAAUUUGAAGAUUUUUCAAAAUCAUUCAUAGACGAGGAAGAUGACGAAGGGAAUCUCCCACUCCAGUUUGCACAAACCGGAAUGGAAUUGACCCCUUUUCGUCAAGAUCUGAUUACCAACUCUGCUCAAGAACAUGGUGUUGGUGGAAUCACACACAAAAGAUCAAGAAAGCCCACAAAAAGAUACAUUGAUGAGUCAUCAAAUUUGACUCUAAAGAAUUGUAAGAAGAGAAAAGAGCCUUCUUCAAUGUCUAAAGUCAAAAUGUCAACGGUUCGACGUGUCAAAAGUCAAAAUGAGGUCAAACCUAAAGAAAACAUCCAAUCUUCUGAAAUCUCUUUUGGUAAAGCCAUUCAAGUACCUUUUAUCUCUCAAUGCCCAACAGAAUGUGAAAAAAUCAGUCUACCAACUACGACGGAAAACCAGAUUGAGAGUUUUUCAAGUGGGUCUGGAGAUGAUUCUGAGACUCAGAUGAUGAGAUCAAUGACAGGUGGCAAUCAGAGAAAGCUUCAUAGACUGUGGACUGUUACAGAAGUAAAGAAAUUGAUUGAUGGUGUUGCUCAUUUUGGGGUAGGAAAAUGGACACAUAUCAAGAAACUGCUCUUUUCAUCAUCUGUUCAUAGAACGCCUGUAGAUCUAAAGGACAAAUGGCGAAAUCUUUUGAAAGCAAGUCGUGCACUAAAGGGAAGCAGGGUAGAGGAUGAGCAAAAAAGGAGUCAGCCAUGGCGUCCAUUGCCAAAAUCGAUUUUAUGUCGUGUGAGAGAAUUGGCAUCUACUUAUCCAUACCCACGAGAAGCUAAUAAUAAUUCAAAGAUUUCAAAAUCCAAAUUUCCAAUUGUGCCCCACGUGUCAUUUUCUGAGGGAAUAAAAGGUAAUAAGGUCCCUGUUGUUUGAAAAACGUUUGUGUAUAGAAAAAAAAAUAUGUACUUGAAGGAAAGUUGACAUUGAUUAGAAGCUCCAUUUGGAUACUGUAGCUUUUAAUGGAAGGAAAUAUAUAUAUGUAGCCUAUGAUUCUGAUUAA
Molecule: messenger RNA, 1800 nt
Organism: Lactuca sativa (garden lettuce)
Lineage: Eukaryota; Viridiplantae; Streptophyta; Magnoliopsida; Asterales; Asteraceae
Gene: TRFL8
Product: TRF-like 8
Source: RefSeq, a predicted model, not a curated record